Molecule: messenger RNA, 1097 nt
Organism: Notechis scutatus (mainland tiger snake)
Lineage: Eukaryota; Metazoa; Chordata; Lepidosauria; Squamata; Elapidae
Source: RefSeq, a predicted model, not a curated record
CAUUUAAAUGCAUGGAGUGUGGAAAGAGGUUCAAUGCAAAAAGUAGCUAUAUCGUACAUAGCAGAAUCCACACAGGGGAGAAACCAUACAAAUGCCUGCAAUGUGGAAAGCGCUUUUCCCGUUCUGAUAGGUUUCGUGCCCACAAACGGACCCACACAGGGGAGAAACCGUACAAAUGCCUGGAGUGUGGAAAGAGCUUCUGUACAUCCAGCAUCUUAACUUCCCAUCAAAGUAUGCACAGAGGAGGGAAACCAAAUCAAUGCACCAAGUGUGGGAAGUGCUUCAGUCAAAAAAGUCACCUUAAUACCCAUAAAAGAAUUCACACAGGUGAAAAGCCCUAUAAGUGCACCAUGUGUGACAAAUGUUUCACCAAUUCUUGGGGUCUCACUUGCCACAAAAGGCUCCAUACUGGGGAGAAACCAUAUGAAUGUCGCACAUGUGGAAAGAGCUUCAGUACAAAACAAAGCUGUAUCAUACAUAGCAGAACCCACACUGAGGAGAAACCCUAUGAAUGCUUGGAGUGUGGAAAAAGUUUCAGCACAAGCAGCAGAUUAACCUUACAUAAUAGGAUACAUACAGGGGAAAAGCCGUAUCAUUGCAUGGUGUGCGGAAAGAGCUUCGCACGCAACGGCAAUUUCAGUUUACAUAAGAGGAUUCACACUGGAGAGAAGCCGUAUAAAUGCACACAGUGUGGGAAAUGCUUCACGACCUCCAAUGCCCUUACUUCCCAUAAGAGGAUCCACACAGGGGAGAAACCCUAUGAAUGCUUGGAGUGUGGAAAAAGCUUUAGCAACACCUCUUCUCUAACCAUACAUAAGAGGAUGCAUAAAGGGGAAAAACCUUAUAAAUGCCUACACUGUGAAAAGAGGUUCAGUGAAAAAGGUCAUCUUAAGUUACAUGAUAUGAUCCACACGGGGGAAAAACCAUUUCAAUGUAUGGAGUGUGGAAAGAGCUUCUAUAACUCUACAAACCUUACUGCUCAUCACAGAAGCCACACAGGGGAGAAGCCUUUUCAAUGCCUGCAGUGUGGAAAGCGCUUUGCCAGUUCUGGUGGCUUUCAUGCCCACAAACAGACCCACACAGGGGAGAAACCAUAC